This is a messenger RNA of Exophiala xenobiotica, 1098 nucleotides long. RefSeq lists its product as uncharacterized. Lineage: Eukaryota; Fungi; Ascomycota; Eurotiomycetes; Chaetothyriales; Herpotrichiellaceae. The record is from RefSeq and is a predicted model, not a curated record. The transcript has 2 exons. Gene Ontology annotation, biological process: glucan catabolic process. Bases 1 to 1098 code for a protein of 365 amino acids. Gene Ontology annotation, molecular function: hydrolase activity, hydrolyzing O-glycosyl compounds.
AUGCUGGGCAUGACCUUCUUCGUGCUGCUAGUCAGCAUGACUUUUCGAACCACUCUGGCAGACUAUCAGUUGGUGCAAGAUUAUUCUGGAGAUGCCUUCUGGCAAGGCUUCGAAUUCUUCACGGACCCUGAUCCAACCGAUGGCCACGUCCAAUUUCAAUCUCUUGACGCCGCAAACGCAACAGGGCUUGCAGGGUUUAUAGAGUCAGGAAACUCAUCACUGGCCGUGUAUAUGGGUGUCGACACCGAACAAGUUGCACCCCAGGGUCGGGCCAGUGUUCGUGUUUCAUCGACUCAGACAUUUCAACAUGCUUUGGUGGUUGCCGAUAUUGCUCAUAUGCCUGGAGGUGUUUGUGGAACGUGGCCUGCAUUCUGGAUGCUGGGAUCAGACUGGCCCAACAAUGGCGAGAUCGAUAUUGUCGAAGGAGUUAAUGACCAGGUCACCAACAGCAUGACUCUUCACACGAACUCGGGCCCAGUCAUCAGCGACGGCGCACAUUUUUCAGGCGAAUUGGUCACACCGGACUGCGAUAUCAAUGCUCCGGGCCAAUCGAAGAAUGCAGGAUGUUCCAUUGGCGACAUAUCUAACUUGACAUUUGGGAGCGACUUCAAUUCCGCUGGAGGCGGUGUCUUCGCAACGGAAUGGACGUCGCAGUUCAUCAAGAUCUGGUACUUCCCCCGCGGCAGCUUCCCUGACGACAUUGUCAGCAGUAAUCCAAACCCCAGCGGGAACUGGGGUACCCCGAACUCUGUGUUUCAAGGAAGCUUCAACAUCGACGAUCACUUCAAGAAUUUGCAGAUCAUCUUUGACACCACGUUCUGCGGGCAGUGGGCGGGUCAGGUCUGGAAUACCACCUCUUGCGCGUCACUUGCGCCAACUUGCGAAGAAUACGUGGCCAACAAUCCCAAGGAUUUUGCCGGUGCUUACUGGGCGAUCAAUUCACUUCAAGUGUUUCAAGAUGAUGGUCAAGGAGGAGCAAAUACGACCUCCAGCCUAGCGUCAGCGGAUGGUGGCGGCGUCGGAAGCAUGGUCAGGCGUUCUCGAGCGGUCAGAUCGGCAUCGAAGUCGGGCGAAAGAGUGCUGCCGAUAUAUCUAUGA